Molecule: messenger RNA, 4386 nt
Organism: Cotesia glomerata
Lineage: Eukaryota; Metazoa; Arthropoda; Insecta; Hymenoptera; Braconidae
Product: serine-rich adhesin for platelets
Exons: 5
Coding region: 68-4192 (1374 amino acids)
Molecular function (GO): protein binding
Source: RefSeq, a predicted model, not a curated record
UAAAAUAAAUUAAUAAUAUAAAAAAAUAUCUAAAAUUAAUUAAUUAAUUAAUAAAAAAAAAUAAAAAAUGAACGACAGUGCCUGUUUAGUGCAAGAUUGUGAUUUGAUAUCAAAUAAUUCAGAAUCAAUAACAAUCAAUUCAACAGAAUCACGUCACAAAUCAAUUUCUGAUGACGAUAAUGAUGGUGAUGGUGAUGACGGUAAACAACAGACGACCUUGGAUCAGUUUAAUGCAUUAAUAACUAUUAAUGCAACUGUUGAUGAUGAUGAUGAUGAUCAUAAUCAUGUUAAGGGUGAUGACAAUGAUGAUGUUGAUGGUGGUGAUCAGCUUUCACUGAAUAUCCUCGGUGAAACAUCACGUGUCAGUUUUCCCGAUGACGAUCGUCUGAUCACUGGUUACUUGGAACCCGCCAAUCCAUGGGAACAAGCGCACGGUGUGACUUUAGAAAGUUUAUUAAAAGCAUACGAAGAAUCCUGUGAAAAACACGGCAGCAUCCCAUUAAAAAAUGUGAUAAGUCAACUAGAAAAAUUAGAUCUAACGUCAAACAACGAGCGACAUCCAGAACUUUCCCUAAAAAAUGAAGAAUUGACAAAAGCAACUUCAGAACCUUUGGAAGAAAUAUUCAGGCGGCUGCAAUUCAUCAAAAUAGAUUUAGAAUCUUCGGGAUUAGAUGACGAGAGUGCAGAAACAUUAUUUGACAUAUUUGAGUACUACGAAUCAGCGAAGCACGUUAAUAUUUCUCACAAUGGCAACAUAGGAGCUCGAGGUUGGCUAGCAUGUGGUCUGAUGAUCAAAAGGACUUUGUGUCUAGAGCAGCUGGACAUACGCGACAUUGUCCUUACCCAACAGCACAUGAAUAUCUUAAAACGUCCAUUACAAUUUGCGGCUCAUCUACAGACACUUAAACUUGAAAAUUGCGGUCUAGCUGGACGCGCUUUUGUAAUUUUAGCCGCUGCAUUAAAAGUUUGUACUGGUUUAAAGGAAUUGCACUUGGCGGAUAAUAAUUUGGCCAAGUGCGACGCUGUUCUUUUGGGAGGAAUGCUUAAAAUUAAUCACCACUUACAAUUGUUGGAUGUUAGUAAUAAUAAUUUACAAGACGGUGGGGUUAAAGAAAUUUUGAAGGGAUUAAUUGCACAAGCUAUUGAAGAACACAACGAAGCUCGUGGUCUAGGUGUUUUAAUUUUGUGGAACAAUCAUUUUGGGCGAGAUUCUUCGGAUGUUUUUUCUGAUGUAUUGACGCACUCAAAAACAUUAGAAACGUUAAAUAUCGGUCAAAACGCCAUGGGAGAUGAGUUUUUGGAGGUGUGUAAAAACUCGUUGCGGCGAAAUCAAACCCUGCUGCAACUAGGGGUCCAAUCAACGGGGCUAAUUUCCAAAGGGAUUCUCGCACUAGCUGAAAUAAUCGAAAUGAAUGACACCCUGGAACGAAUAGACCUGCGGGACAACAAUCUCCAAUUAACUGGCUUAACCUUUUUAUCUCUAGCGUUAAAGAAGAAUACUAGUGUAACUCGGAUUGACUUGGACGAAAAAGCAAUCAGUAAAAUACCGGCAAUGGCCGAUCAGUACCUAGAACUAAUCAACGAAAUUCGCGGCUACUGCGAGCGCAACGAAGAAUUGCACGACAAAGAUUCAAGCACAUCAGAAUCAACAAGCCCGGAACACAGGAGUAGAGUAUCAAGCGUUAGCUCGCGUAAGAUCUCGUUGACUUGUCAGACACUGCCAGCACGUUCACCUCCUUUAACGGGUACCACGAGCGAGGUGAUUGCCGUCGGUACCACAAAAACGUCAUCGUCAUUACCAUCGACGUCAACGAUGCAAACGGCGAAACGUACAACCGGUGGACGUUUGCGUUCACCAGCGCCCUCGCCAAUUCCCUCGCCCGUGGCAAGCCCGAUCCCAAGUCCUUCUCGAAAUCGUUUCGUCGUUUCACGUGUCUCUGAAACUUCACUAAGUUCUACUAAUUCAUCAGCGUCAUCAUCACCCGUCACACCACCACCGUCAUUUUCAUCCUCUCCCACUAUUUCCUCCUCCCCGUCAUCAGCCUCCUCCACAUCAACUUGUUUCUUCCCGCCAGAUGGGUCACGUUUUCGCGUUACUAUUGUUACACCUGCCUUAAAGAUAAACGAGACCGAAUUUACCGACUCUGAUGAUUCUGACAGUGUCUUUGUUAACCAACCGUCGGUAAGGCCCGAAAUCAGGCCCACUAUCGUCGAAAAACCUUUAGAAUUGAAUUUUGAGCCCUCGAAAAUUGAUUCUGAACCUCAAUCUAACUUACCUACGUUAUCUCCAGAAGAAAUAGAUAAUUUAUCAGAAAUGAGGCUUGAGUCGGUAACAAAAGUACCUGAUUUAUCUACAGAAGAUUCGGAAUUAAACAUAACAACAAUUAAAUCUAGCUUUACCACUGAAAUAACGCCCAAUUUUAAAACAGACAUAAUAACGCCGACUUUCAAAUCUGAAAUAAUAAUCCCUACCUUAUCAACAGAAUCUAACCUUAAUUUAUCAGAUUGUACUGACUCUACCUUACCGACAGUCGAAUUUAGGCCAGAUGAAACUUUAAUAAGGCCCAAUGUACUAAAUGAAUUCAUAGAAUCAAAUUUGGUGGAAAUGAACCAAUCUAAAGAAACUAUAGUAAAUCUGGGUCAAUCUGAAGACAAUAUAGUAAAUCUUGGCCAAUCUAAAGAAGCUAUAAUGCCUAUCCAAUCUAAAGAAGCUAUAAUGCAUACCCAAUCUAAAGAAACUAUAGUAAAUCUUGGCCAAUCUGGAGAAACUAUAAUCCCUACCCAAUCUAAAGAAGCUAUAAUGCCUACCCAAUCUAAAGAAACUAUAGUAAGGCUUACCCAAUCUGAAGAAAAUAUAAUCCCUACCCAAUCUACAGAAACUAUAGUAAAUCUGGGUCAAUCUAAAGAAACUAUAGUGAAUCUUACCCAAUCUAAAGAAGCUAUAAUGCCUACCCAAUUUAAAGAAGCUAUGAUGGCUACCCAAUCUAACGAAGCUAUAGUAAGGCUUACCGAAUCUAAAGAAUCUAUAAAAACUUUAAGGCCUGAAUCUUCUGAAGAAAGGUUAGAUUCUAAUGACUUAAGAUUAAGCGAAUUAGAAAUAGAACUUGAAGAAUCAUCACAGAGUAACGAAAGGCUAAUUGACUUGUCUGAUUCUAACGAAUAUAAAAAUAGUUCUGCAGUACCGACUGAUGGUAAAGAAUAUUCUAGUUCUACAUUACCGACUAGAGAAUCAAAAUUAGAUACAAGGCCUGUUACGUUAACUGAACAAAGUAUAGUAGAGUCUAGAGCACAAUCAUCACAAUCAUCUAACCCUUCAUCGAGUCUCGAUCGUCUUUUGAGCCUUUUUCAAAACCCCGGGAGCCUGUUUACCGCUUCUGCGUUUGAACCUACGGUAUAUAAUAACACUUCGCCGUUUAGUCAUGUUUCAAGCAUGAUGGCGCUAGGUGACAGGUUCCAAAAGUUUUUGCGCGAAGGCCUGAUUGAUUCUAAUGAUAAAUGUAAAAAAGAAUCAUCAGAUUGUGCAUUUAAAGGCAGUAAAGUACCUGUUGAGGAUAAUAAUCAUCUUAAAAAUGAUUUAACGUUACCAAUGACGUUAAACGUCACUAAUUGUGAUAACACAAACAUCAGUAUUAAUCAUCCUAAUUUAAUAAAUAAUGAUACUCAUUUAUUAAGUAAUCUAACGUGUGAUAUAAGUGUAAAUAAUUUAUUAGAUGAUAUUACGGUUGAUAAGGACCAUAAUAAUAUAUUAGUUGAUGAUAGUAAUGAUUUGUUACAUCCAGAAGUAGAAAUUAUUUAUGAACAUUGUGAAUCUUUUGAUGAUCAUCAAAAUUCAAAUUUAAUUGAGAACAAUGAUGAGGAAGCUUCUUUUUCACAAAAUUUAUUGAUUGAUAGAUCGGUUGAUAGAUCUGUUGCUCAUCGUAAUAGUCAAGAUUCUGGAAUUGAAGAGACUAAUACUUGCGAAGAUAAUCUGGAUGGUUUUGCUGGGAGUUUGGACUCUGGUAUUGAAUCUGAGUGCUCCUCGGUUUGUGUUAAGACAGAUGAAAUUGUUAAUGAUGAGGCUGAUGAUAUUGCUCGAGAUGGAGGCGUUAAUGAUAAUGAUAAUAAUGAUGAUGAAAGAAGAUUGGAAGAAAUAAAAAAGGCUUUUAACAUUCCUGUUUCUAAUAAUGACGAUGAUAUUUGUUCAAAUUCAUAGCCUUGGAUCUUGAAGGAUUGAAUUUUUUAAUUUUUUUAUCAAUAUCUGACGAAGAAAUACCCGAGAGUAAAAUUCAAGCGAAAAAAGAACUUCAAAGUAACCUAUAUCGCUUCCAAUUGCCCGAAGAAUUUGAUGACGUCACCGACGAGCUUGAACCAGAGUACCAACGAUACGCAAAAUGGCGGAUAUAAAUU